AUGGAUAAUGCACAACAGGGCAAGACGGCCGUUGCAAUGUAUAUGCAUCUUCCCGCGCCCGUAUGCCUGCUUGUCUCACAGGAUAACCAUGAGAUAUUCCUGACGAUUGCCUCCUAUGAGCCCGAGUAUGUCGAACGCUUCGAGGCAAAUUUUUCGAACCCUCGAGCUGUGACUGUCGACCAAGCCACUACUUACUACUAG
Molecule: messenger RNA, 201 nt
Organism: Penicillium crustosum
Lineage: Eukaryota; Fungi; Ascomycota; Eurotiomycetes; Eurotiales; Aspergillaceae
Exons: 2
Coding region: 1-201 (66 amino acids)
Source: RefSeq, a predicted model, not a curated record